AUGUCUUCAACGAUAACCUCACAAGUGGUGGUCUUAGCGACUGCCAUGGCUGUCUCUGGCACAGUCAUUUAUCAUGCUUUGCGCCUUCAAAGAUCUUUCUUGGCCACGCAAUUCCCCGUUCAUGAAAUUUCUCAGCCAUCUACUCCAGUUCUGCGUUCGUGCAUAUCAACGGCAGCUGGGAAUAAGGGGGAGAAGAAGAAGAAGAAAAGGGUGCACUUUGCAGAUGAUGUUGUGGAUUUAUGUGGAGAUGGAGAAGAGUUCAGAAGAAAGCAACGUGUACUUAGAAACUCUUCGUGUUCAAGACCAGAAUCGAUUUUUCAGAAGAACUGUGAUGGAAAAAGUGAUGUUAGAGGAAUGUCUGCUAAUAGGGUAGCCCUCUAUAAUGGAAUUCUCAGGGAUCGUGUAAAGAAUAAUGACUUACUCUUUCUCUGA
This is a messenger RNA of Sphenostylis stenocarpa, 432 nucleotides long. Lineage: Eukaryota; Viridiplantae; Streptophyta; Magnoliopsida; Fabales; Fabaceae. The record is from the annotation of a GenBank genome assembly.